Pterocles gutturalis (yellow-throated sandgrouse) is the source of this 1185-nucleotide messenger RNA. It is a transcript of the gene HSF1, whose product is annotated as heat shock transcription factor 1. The annotation marks the transcript as partial. Gene Ontology annotation, biological process: regulation of DNA-templated transcription. The transcript is spliced from 9 exons. The record is from RefSeq and is a predicted model, not a curated record. Gene Ontology annotation, molecular function: sequence-specific DNA binding; DNA-binding transcription factor activity. Lineage: Eukaryota; Metazoa; Chordata; Aves; Pterocliformes; Pteroclidae.
AUGGGGCCGUUACUGAUCCCACCCACAGCAGUGUGGAAUUCUCUUUGGGAAACAAAAAGGCUUCUUCUCUCUUUCUGUGUAACGGUGUUUAAUUAUGCUUUCUUUUGUUUUGUUUUUUUUGGACAGAGUGGAAACAGCUUCCAUGUGUUUGACCAAGGCCAAUUUGCCAAGGAGGUGCUUCCAAAGUACUUCAAACACAACAACAUGGCCAGCUUCGUCCGGCAGCUCAACAUGUAUGGCUUUCGGAAGGUUGUCCACAUCGAGCAGGGAGGGUUGGUGAAGCCAGAGAAAGACGAUACUGAAUUCCAGCAUCCGUACUUCAUCCGAGGCCAGGAACGGCUCCUGGAGAACAUCAAGAGGAAAGUCACCAGCGUGUCCAGUAUAAAGAACGAGGAUAUAAAAGUUCGGCAAGACAAUGUCACCAAGCUGCUGACGGACAUCCAGGUGAUGAAGGGCAAGCAGGAGAGCAUGGACUCGAAGCUGAUCGCCAUGAAGCACGAGAAUGAGGCGCUAUGGAGGGAAGUAGCCAGCUUGAGGCAGAAGCACGCUCAGCAGCAGAAAGUCGUCAAUAAGCUUAUCCAGUUUUUGAUCUCCUUGGUGCAAUCCAACCGUAUUCUCGGGGUAAAGAGGAAGAUCCCCCUGAUGUUGAACGACAGCAGUUCAGCACAUUCCAUGCCGAAAUACAGUCGCCAGUACUCCUUGGAGCACGUCCACGGCUCAUCCCCGUACACAGCUUCUUCCCCAGCAUAUAGCAGCUCCAACCUGUAUUCCCCGGAUUCUUCAGCCAACUCUGGUCCCAUUAUCUCCGACGUGACCGAGCUCGCCCAGUCCAGCCCGUCAGCAUCUCCCAGCGGCAGUCUUGAUGAAAGGAGUAGCCCUGUGGUCCGGAUCAAAGAAGAACCCCCCAGUCCCACCCGCAGCCCCCAGAUCGAGGAGGCCAGCCCGGGGAACCCUCCUGCUGUCGAAACUCUUCUGUCUCCCUCCACAUUCAUCGACUCCAUCCUGCAGGAGAACGAACCCAGCACCACGACCGCUGCAGCUGGCGACAGCAGCACCCCGCAGCCUCAGCCCCAGGAAAAGUGCCUCAGCGUCGCCUGCCUCGACAAGAAUGAACUCAACGACCACCUGGACACCAUCGAUUCCAACCUGGACAAUCUGCAGACGAUGCUGACCACCCACGGCUUC